CAUCCAAUGCAAUUAAGGAAAGAAAUCAAUUAAAUCUGUAUGUGUGUGAAAAUAUUCAGAUGUACAACAUUUGCCAUGUUAUCAUUACAUGUGACCUACCAGCGUCAGUUGUGUCACUUCACUGCCAUUCACAAAUCCUCUCCUGUGGCCUCAUGGGAUAGUAAAGUGUCCAUCACAUGCACGCUUCACAAUCUCACUGAAAGAAUAGGUCAUCCAGGAAUGUUUUGCCUACUGUUUUAAUGCAUACUGUAAAUUCGGACACAUUUAUUUUGUCACAUACUGUUUUUUUGUUUACUUACUAUAUAGUAGGGAAAUAUGUGAUUUUGGGUGCAGCCUCAUUCAAAUCUCGCAUACACAUGUGGAACAUUAUCAUGCAACACAGCAUGAACUACUUAAUAUUCAUGAGCUAAACCUUCACUGGCAUGGUGGAAGAUGGUUAUGAGCAUCAUGUUUGCUACUAAAGUGAUAAAUGCGUUUCUUUAUUCUGCGAAUUUCAGUUCCAGAGCUAUAAAGGCAGGUGGAAGAUGUCUGAAUGGCCAGUCGUUGAUUUCAGGAUGCAGGAGAGGUCAUGCUGAGCAGGGCAUGUCGACUCCCAGUGCCUCCAAGGACUUCAGCCAGGACUCCACAAGUCUAACGAUGCCCUCUGGUGUUUCCAGCUUCUUGUUGGAUUGCUUGGAUGUUGAUUCUCCAGCUUCAAACACGGACUCGACGCUUUCAUCCAUCGAGGAGUUUCGCAAAACUGACAAUUAUGAUGAGGGGACGGCCUUACUUGAUGAAGAUGGGAUGAUGAACACCGUGAAAAACUCAACUCUUCUAGAUCACAGCCAUGCGCAGGAGUUAGCGCUGCAGCAGCCUCCGAAUCUCUCCUCCAUUCUCGAACUAUCAUUAAACCCUGCUGAAGAGAAAUCGUUUUCUUUGUCACCCAUUUGCCUCUCUCCUUUACGUGUGCCCUCUGAAACCUUGGCAUCAGAUAUUGCAUCAGGAUGUGUGUUAAAAUCAGCUAAUGAGAGAACGCCUGUGAAUACUAGGGUUGUAGUUCUUUCAGUUUCCUUCUAA
Sinocyclocheilus rhinocerous is the source of this 1056-nucleotide messenger RNA. RefSeq lists its product as uncharacterized. The coding region runs from base 433 to 1056 and encodes 207 amino acids. The transcript has 7 exons. NCBI's taxonomy places the organism in Eukaryota, Metazoa, Chordata, Actinopteri, Cypriniformes, Cyprinidae. The record is from RefSeq and is a predicted model, not a curated record.